Aspergillus ochraceoroseus IBT 24754 is the source of this 1650-nucleotide messenger RNA. RefSeq lists its product as uncharacterized. The record is from RefSeq and is a predicted model, not a curated record. Lineage: Eukaryota; Fungi; Ascomycota; Eurotiomycetes; Eurotiales; Aspergillaceae. Bases 1 to 1650 code for a protein of 549 amino acids. The transcript has 2 exons.
AUGGAUGCUCAGUAUCCUUUUGCCUCACGCGACGAUAUUUGGCGCGUUUUUGAAGAGUUAAAGGAGCUCCACGCCACGCAGUACGAUCAGGCAGAACGGAUUGCGCGGCUUGAGCGACGCAGAGACGAGGAUGCAAGGUUGAGAAGUGUCUGGGGCCCUUUGUCACCUUUUCCAAGUUCUGUUGCGGGCACAGUAUUGCCCACAGAAGCUGUGUUUCAUUCUCCCGCCGACGCAUUCAAGGGAUUCGACCAAGGGCAACAUCACAGCGGGGUGGCAAACAUGGGUUUAGAGAACGAAGACGAACCAAGACGGGGGACAUCCCGAGCUAAUAGUGUUCGAUUUGAUGAGAGUGCCAUUCACGGGUAUUAUGGACAGACCAACCGAUCGAGCAGCGAGCUGCCCCUAAGGACCGGGAGUGGUAUGGGGUGCCUUCCUCUCACCGAACGAUCCUGGUCGCACCGGUCCGAUGGGAGGCAAAGUUCCUCGGGCCAUUCUCAUCACUCAGUCCGAACCAACAGUCUGGGGCUGGAAACGACAAGUAGGAUGAUGAGCUCCAUAAUGAGCGAUUCGCCUCUCGUUCCCCCUCCUGGUUUAUUCCUUCUCGGCCCUGUGCCAGCGAUUAUCCGGUGCUGGCUGACCACGAACUUCUCCAACGACUCCCUUCUCUAUGCGGCGGUCUGCUCUGGAUCAUAUACAUCUUUGCUCGGGUAUCCAAUGAUCCAAAAGCUCGGACUUGAAGACCACUUGGUGCGGGACGGGGACUUCCAGUUCAUCAAGCUGCCAAUGUAUCUGCCUGAAGCCAGCGUUCACCAAGCGUCGUCACGUUCCAAUAGCCCAAUGCCUCAGGUUCCUACUUUGACCAUUCGAUUUCUUGUUCGUCCGGUUGAUCCCAAUGACAACUCUAUCCAAAUCAUUCUUGGAAGUGACAUCCUCCGCUCCCAUAAUGCCGACAUCCUCUUCUCACAGGACAAGAUCAUCAUGGUGGAUGACGAGAAGAAUAAGAUCUCUAUCCCUCUGGUACGACCUGAAGACGACUCUGUAUUCAAGAAUUUACAAACGGGAUCAAGAGCAGCACGAUCAGAUUUCACGGGCCAGGUUCCUGAAUCGAAAGACGAGCGUGCUAAUAUAAACGGGCAUUCGGCUGUUGGUGUCAUCAGCAAGCCCACGAACGUUCCUCUACCGUCCACCUCUGCGCCCUCUUCGGUCCGAAAUUCCAUUGAAGGCCCGGAAGACCUUCAAGUCGCUCGUUUCUCAGAUACUCAAGAACUUCCCAAGGAAUCAGAUGGCUCCCAAGCUCAUGUCAAGCCUGCUGUCGCAUCUGACACGCAGCCAGGAGGUGUCUCCAAGGCAGAGCCAGCUGGGGUAUGGGGCUCGUGGAAGCGUGACGCAAAAUUUGACCCGAACGCCCCUGGAGCGGGGAAACCCUCUCGGGGACGUACGAUGAAAGUGCUGCGCCCUUCCAAACCGUCAACAACCCGAACGCCGCCGGUCACCACCGGAUCUGGUAGCUCGAGUGUGGAAAACAUAGGUCCGUCAUUUUCGCAACCUACGUCCGCGGUCACAUCGCCUGAUGGCAGCCGGACAGGAAAGCAGCUAGCCCCCAACCCAAUUGGCGGCGCUUCUGCAUUUCCCUGGCUGAAUUCAUCGUGA